Molecule: messenger RNA, 1821 nt
Organism: Diorhabda sublineata
Lineage: Eukaryota; Metazoa; Arthropoda; Insecta; Coleoptera; Chrysomelidae
Product: GTP-binding protein Di-Ras2
Exons: 3
Coding region: 472-963 (163 amino acids)
Biological process (GO): signal transduction
Cellular component (GO): plasma membrane
Molecular function (GO): GTPase activity; GDP binding; GTP binding
Source: RefSeq, a predicted model, not a curated record
AUAUAAAAUUUUUAGUUUCAUAAUGACGUUAUUAUUUUAGAUAAAGUUUUGUUUAAUAUAACUAAAAAUAGAAAUAUUUCAAAAAUUUCGUGAAUUAAAUGUGAUUUAUCUUUUAUUAUGAAAAUAAUGUUGGAAAUGAAGUUAAAUACUCUUAUAUCAGUUACAAUAUAACCUAUUUGUUUUCGUUAAUCAUUAAAAAUUUGGAGGAAUACUCCUACGCUAUAUCCCAAAACGCUAAAAUAAAAGUGCAAAUAUGCCGGAACAGAGUAACGAUUAUAGGGUUGUUGUUUUCGGUGCCGGUGGGGUGGGCAAGAGUUCGUUGGUUUUAAGAUUUGUGAAGGGGACAUUUCGUGAGAGCUACAUUCCUACUAUUGAAGACACAUAUCGACAAGUAAGAAGGCACCUUGGAGGCUUAUUUUACGUUAACUCAUUUUGUUAUCAGUUCUGUUUAUACUGUUUGCUACCUACUUGAUGUAUUUUAUUUAUUUUUGGCUUGAUGUUUCUAAUUUGGUUAUAAGUUGCAACAAGAAUAUAUGCACGCUCCAAAUAACAGAUACUACUGGCUCCCAUCAGUUUCCAGCUAUGCAGAGACUUUCGAUUAGUAAAGGGCAUGCAUUUAUACUUGUCUACUCAGUAUGCAGUCGUCAAAGUUUAGAAGAAUUGCGGCCCAUUUUUGAUGUAAUUAGGGAAUUGAAAGGACCUGAUUUGAGUCAAAUUCCAAUUAUGUUGACUGGUAAUAAAUGCGAUGAGAGUGCUGAAUUAAGAGAGGUGAGUACAUCUGAAGGACAAGCACAAGCAACCGAAUGGGGAGUCAGUUUUAUGGAGACUUCAGCCAAGACUAAUCAUAAUGUGAAACAGUUAUUCCAGGAACUCCUUAAUCUGGAAAAAUCUCGUAACGUCAGUCUCCAAAUAGGAGGCAAAACCAACAGCAGGGUUGCCAAAGAUAAGUGCGAUCUUAUGUAAAAGAUCUAACCAUAUUUUAAGAUGAUUUCUAUCAAGUCUUACCGAUGAUCUUUCAUUCUUUGAAUUAUUUCUUAGCAUUGCAAUACACUGUUUAAGGAAGAAGUUUUUUUAUUAGUCUACAGUCAUUGCUCGUGUAUUUAUUCCCAAAAAUAUACGAGCUGCUAACAGAUUUUUUAACAAGAUUUAGAUUUUGAUCUAUUUUUGAAAUGAUUUUUUCAAAAAUAAUGACCAUAUUUUUAUUACUAAUAAAUUUCAAUCGAUACAAAAAUUUUCAAAUAAUAGAAGCGAUCAUCAUCAAAAACAUCCUUAAAUUUGUUGAUUCGCAUGUUUCUCUCUAGAAUUUGGACAAAAAAAACUGUCCUUGAACAAUGUUUCGCAAUCUAUAAGCAAUAAAUUGAAAAAUAUUAUUUGUUAAUUGUGGUUUUAGUUUUCGAAAAUUUAUACAGUACUAGCGAAAUACACUUUCACGUUUACCAAGGUAUCACUAAUCGUUUAAAAUAAAAUCUUUUUCAAUACCAUGUCAUAAAACAUCAAAAAAUAAUAAUUUAAAAAUUUUGAUUCUUAUAUUCUCUUGUUUUCCUGAUGUUAUUCUAAAUAAUCUGUAAUUAAUACUAAACAUUGACUAUUGCUUUUACUCAUCACUUUCAAACUACUUUAUACAUUUUUAAAAAAUGCAUGUUGUCUAUAAUACAUAGUUCAGUGGAUUGUUCAGGGAAAUUUAAGGCAAGCAAACUUGCAACUUUUUGUUCACAGUUGAAAGUGGAAAUGACCUGGUUAGUGACGAUAAACCAUCUUCCAGAAUCUUCUUUUCAGAUUAGAUAACAUCUUAUACUGAUAAGGCACAAUUUCAAUCAAAAA